Schistosoma turkestanicum is the source of this 591-nucleotide messenger RNA. Lineage: Eukaryota; Metazoa; Platyhelminthes; Trematoda; Strigeidida; Schistosomatidae. The record is from the annotation of a GenBank genome assembly.
AUUAAAUGUUUACAAAAGAAUAAAACAUUAGUACAAAUUAAAACUGUUUCAAGUUUUUAUUCAACUGAUAUACAACCGAAAGAGAAUAAAAUACAAUCUCCCGUCAAUUCAUGGAAUGAAUGGGAUCCUUUAGAAGAAAUUAUUGUUGGAACACCAGAAUAUGCUACAGUACCACAUUUAUUACCUGAAGUGAAAACUUGUGCUGCCUCUGCUAAACAUGAUUUCUAUCUUCAAAAUGGUGGUAAAUAUUGGGCUGAUGUUAUACCAAAAGAACAUUGGCAAUUAUUGUGUAAACAAGUUGAAGAUUUUGUGAAAGUACUUGAAUUAGAAGGAAUUAAAGUUGUACGACCUAAUCCAGUAGAUUAUAAAAAAUCAUAUAAACUUCUUGAUAUUGAAACGCAAGGUUUUUAUGCUGCUAUGCCAAGAGAUUUUUUAUUAAUUGUUGGUGAUGAAAUGAUUGAAGGAACAAUGGCUUGGAGAUCAAGAUAUUUUGAAUAUGUAGCAUUUAGACCAUUGACUUUAAAUUAUUGGAGACAAGGUGCUAAAUGGACAAUUGGACCGAAACCAACAAAUUUUUCCAAAUUAAUACAA